This is a messenger RNA of Gilbertella persicaria, 1915 nucleotides long. RefSeq lists its product as uncharacterized. Gene Ontology annotation, biological process: phosphorelay signal transduction system. The record is from RefSeq and is a predicted model, not a curated record. NCBI's taxonomy places the organism in Eukaryota, Fungi, Mucoromycota, Mucoromycetes, Mucorales, Choanephoraceae. Gene Ontology annotation, molecular function: 3',5'-cyclic-nucleotide phosphodiesterase activity. The transcript has 10 exons. Bases 54 to 1691 code for a protein of 545 amino acids.
AAGUGAAACAAACAUCUUGGUUGUUUAUAUUUUUUUUUAAAAAAACAGAAGAAAUGAAACGUUUAAGCCCAAGUAAUUGUUCAGUUGUUUUAUUCCAUGAACAGAACGAAACAUUGGCUGACUUAGUUGACUUGCUUUAUUCUGUUUUCCCAACUGUGGUCUAUAAGACAAGAAAACCAGAUAUUGUUCAUGAACUCAAGAAACAACAGUAUGAAAAUACAUUUACUCUUUUACUGAUUGAUGCAGAAUCGUGUGGUAUAUCGAAUCAUGACGACUGUCCAGAUCUUUUGUUACAUGUUGUCCAUUUGAUUAAAGAAGGAAUUCUUUUAGAUGUAGUGCCAAUAGUGUGUUCUUCAGAUGAUACUCCAGCUUACAUGGUCAAGUGCCUACAAGAAGGUGCUGCAGAUUUCGUACUUAAGCCAAUAUGCAAAGAUGUCAUAAAAACCUUAUUUUUGAAUGUAACAAGAUAUCAUAUUCAAAAGAAACAGAAAAAACUAGACCAUAUUCAACAACUUACAGAAUCAACUAAGAGCGAGAAAAUGGUCAAUCAUACAAACAGUGGUAAAGUUUGGGAAAAGUUUAAAGAGCGUCUUAAGGGUGUGUUUUUUCAAGAGCAUUGGCUAUCGAAAUUGAUUGCAGACUAUUAUACCCCAAAACCUUGUGUGAAAAGAUCUUCUAUGGCAUCCAUGUUAGAGGAUCGUAAAGAUUAUUUAAAAUCACACAUUUGCAGUUGGGAUUUCUUACCUCUUGAUUUGAGCAACAAGGACUUGGUCCAAGUUGUCUUUAUGAUCUUGAACGAUAUUCUCACUCGUUACGAUGAACUUACGCCUCUCCGUGUUCCCAGCGAUGAUCUGUAUCACUUUAUCUUUGACAUCUGCAAUUCUUACCAUAAUACAAAUCCCUAUCACAACUUUCGACAUGCAGUAGAUGUGCUACAGGCAAACUACUAUUUCUUGUGUCAUAUAGGUGCACUGGACCCCAUGUGUCCUGAUGCAUUUGUUCGUUUUGAACAUCAACAGACAGACAAGGAAAAAGCCAUGAAUGAAAAAGUAGCGAAUAUGCUUAAACCAUUGGAUAUGUUUGCUUUAUUGAUGGCAAGUAUUGGCCAUGAUGUAGGACAUCCAGGCGUCAAUAAUCAUUUCAUGGUCUCAACAUGUACACCUUUAGCUAUUCUUUACAAUGAUAAAUCUGUUUUGGAAAGUUUUCAUGCCAUGUCAUUUUUUCACUUGUUGAAAUCGCAUUGUUUCAGUCAGCUGACAGAUCUUCGGUCUAACCCAGAAUAUGCUAGUUUUCGAAAAAUUGUGGUAAAUAGUAUCCUAGCAACUGAUAUGAGUUUACAUGAUGAUUAUGUGUCGAGGAUUAAAGAUCAAGCGGAUCGAUUAGAAUCAGAUAAGGUGGACUUUACAGACGAGAUGGAAAAGAUUUUACUUUGUGGUGCUUUGAUUAAAUGUGCUGAUAUUAGUAAUUGUGCACGUCCUUUUGAAUCUGCGAAGCGAUGGGCAUUAAUCCUUGCUGAAGAAUUCUCUGAACAAGGGGAUUUAGAGAAAGAGUUAGGAUUACCUGUGUUGCCCAUUAAUGAGCGAGGUAAAAUUCCACUAGCAGACUUUCAAUUGUCCUUUAAACGAUUGAUUGCGCUUAAGUUAUUUAAAGCAGUGAGCCAUGUCAAUUCAGGUAAAGCGUAUUGUAUGUAGAUUUCUUAUCUAAGAUCACAUACAUGUAUAGAUAUGCAAUUCACGGUGGAUUAUAUCUACCAGAAUGUGGAUAUUUGGGAAACUUCAAAAAAGAAAAAAGAACUGUAUUUAAAUGAAAAAGUAGUGGUGUCACCCAACAGUAUAUCACCACAACCUUCACCUCAAAGUAAAUGUAAUACAAGUCAACGACCUAGAUCGGGAGCUCAAUAAGUAGAAACUAUGCU